This is a messenger RNA of Metarhizium album ARSEF 1941, 498 nucleotides long. RefSeq lists its product as uncharacterized. Bases 1 to 498 code for a protein of 165 amino acids. The record is from RefSeq and is a predicted model, not a curated record. The transcript has 3 exons. NCBI's taxonomy places the organism in Eukaryota, Fungi, Ascomycota, Sordariomycetes, Hypocreales, Clavicipitaceae.
AUGUCUUCCCGAAAGAGAAAGCAGGACGAGGAGGAGGAGGAGCUCGUCUCCCUCCCCGAGGAUGAUGACGGUGAGGAAGAGGAGUACGUCUCUACCGCAGACGAGGAUGAAGACGACGAUGCUGAGGAGGAGGAAGAGGCUGAGGGGGAUGACGAGGAAGCAGAAGGAGAGGAUGACGAUGAGGCGGAGGCUGAAGCCGAAGCCGAAGCCGAGGCCGAUGAUGGAGGCGAGGGCGAGGAGGACGCAAAGGCCGAAGAGAAUGGCGUACAUGACGAUCAACCACCCGUGAAGAGGCGCAAGACGGCAGAGGUCCCUGGCGACGAGGUCACUAAUGGCGAGACUGCCAACGGUGACGACUCCGAAAAGAAGGGCGCCGACGGCGACGCUACCGACGGCAAAGACGAGGCGCCUACCAAGGAAGCUGCCAAGGCGGCUGAACCUCCUGCAGCUCAUGCAGAGGCAGAGCCCGAGGCUGUGGCAGCGGGCGGCGAUGAAUAG